Messenger RNA from Oryzias latipes (Japanese medaka), 4828 nucleotides. The record is from RefSeq and is a predicted model, not a curated record. Lineage: Eukaryota; Metazoa; Chordata; Actinopteri; Beloniformes; Adrianichthyidae.
GCGCGCAGCGAUGCCCGGGAGUCUGGCGGGUUGCCGACAAGAGGCAGCUGCAGCCGGGAUGGGCUCACACCUCUGAGUCACUGCUCAGCCUCUGGUCAGGUAUUUUGGACGUUUUGAGGUGUGUGGUUUUUUUCUGGGCGUUUCCCCUCUGUUGUUAUUCAAUAAAAGCAACUGCAGCCACUGUUAGGCAAGAGGGGAAGAAGGUACAGCUGCACUCCGACGUUCAGCACUCCAGUGAUCACACACCUGCUCCGCUGCUGAAGAGCUGUGAUCAGAAUGCAUCCAGAUAAGUGUUUACCUGAACUGGUGGCAGAGAAAAACAGCCUGGAUCCCUCUUUUGUGCACGCGGUGCGUUUACUGGCAGAAGAGAUUGAGAAGUAUGACGGAGAUGAACUGAGAAAAGAUGGUGAUGUGAAGAAAUAUCUGGACAUCAUCAGCAAUAAAAACAUCAAGCUCUCAGAGAGAGUUCUCAUUCCAGUCCGACAGUAUCCAAAGUUUAACUUUGUGGGGAAGCUGCUGGGACCACGGGGAAAUUCUAUGAAAAGAUUACAAGAGGAGACGGGAGUGAAGAUGUCCAUCCUUGGCAAAGGGUCUAUGAGGGAUAAAGAAAAGGAAGAAGAAUUACGGAAAGGCGGGGAUGCCAAAUACGCCCAUCUGAGCAACGAUCUGCACGUUUUAAUUGAAGUCUUUGCUCCACCAGGAGAGGCCUAUUCCCGCAUGAGUCACGCCUUGGAGGAAAUUAAAAAAUUUCUAGUUCCAGACUACAAUGAUGAGAUCAGACAGGAACAGUUGAGAGAGUUAUCCCUGUUGAACGGCUCAGAUGAGUCGAGCAGAGGCAGAACCGCACUCGGGAGGAGCUCGCGACCAACAAGCACAGCUUCCACAAGGGGCCCCAGAGGUACAGGAAGAAGCGCUGCUGCUCCUCGGGGGACAGCAACACCAACACACAGCAAACUUCCCACGACGGCUUUGAAAAGGGAAGCACAAGCUGCAAGAGCCAGAGGGACAGGAGGGAAUGCAGGAUACAGGCCGCCGCUGUUAGCAGUCACACAUGAAUCAUAUGACGACUAUGGGUACGAUGAUGGAUACGGAGGGGAGUAUGAUGAUGAAAGUUAUGAAAUCUAUGAUGACAGCUACAACAGUCAAGCAAAGAGUUCAGAGUAUUAUACCUAUGGACUUGGAACCAGUGAUGAAUCCUACAACAACUAUGAGGAGGAAUGGACGGUCACCCGAGCCACUCUCAAAGCGCCGACUUUACGUCUGACAAGAGGCUCCUACAGAAAAAAUCCCUAUGGCAGAUACUAAAGGUGCUCCAGAAAUGUGAACUACUACUUUACUCAUACUUUUUCUAAUACUUCAUUAAGUCAUGUGACAUUCAUCUUCUGUCCCACUCGUGGCGGCAAUGGAAAGACAAUAAAGUUAUGCUUACAAAGAACAGGAAAGCAACCUGCAAUAUUCUCAAGUGUUAUUUACAGAAUUAAGUCUCAUUUAUGGCAUUCAAACAUCCUUAUCUGGUAUUAAAAAUGUGUUACCCCCCUCCUCAACAAAAGUAAUUUUAAUGAUUACAGAUUGGGUUCCAUUUAACAUAUAGUGCUUUGACUGCUUUGUUUGGAUAGUGUGCUCACUCCGAAGAAGAGCUACUUCAGAGGGACUUUGGUAUUCAUGGUGUGUUUCCCUAAACAUUUCCGAGCACGGUUCUCAAAAGUCAUGGUGUCAAUUAUAUGACGCCCCAUGUCACGAGUAAGCUUCCUCAAAGCAGCUUAGCAUAAGCCAUAAUGCAGACUUAACUGCAAACCACAUGAAGCUCAACGUGACAGACCAUAGGAGUACGUAUAUAGUUAGCUCAAUAAGGAAAACAUCUUUUUUUUCUGCACAAAAGAUGCACCCUGGUAAUAUAAGCAAAAGCCCAUUCUCUUUUUCAUUUAUAGGUGGAUGGUAAACUACAAAAAAAGAGUGCAGAAUGCUCCCUUCUAUAAUGGCUGAGUAGAAAAAAAUGGCUUCUCUGCCCGCGGCCAGGACAGCCAAGCAAUUGGGCUCAUGCACGAUUUAUGGAACCCUAUGUGAGAACACUUUUAGCUGUAACAUCAUAUUUUAUAGCCUGUACUUUUCUUUCAUCCCGCUACCUGAAGCCUGGAAGUGCACAGAUGAUCAAAGAUUUGGUGAGAGCAAUAGGGAAUAAAGCAGGAGAACAAAAAACAUCACACAAAGGAUCAAUGACUACCUUCACUCAUCAAUAUGCAAGACACAAUCUUGAAAUUAAACCACCAACUGUGGGGGGAAAAGACGGAAACGUGACCUGUUGGUGAGGAGGUGAUGAUGUCUGUUUGGUAAUGAGAUCUCUAUAUGUUUAUUUUGAACAUAAAAAGAAAGCUGAGCACAAAAAGAAAUGUAUGUAUAAAAAAAUAGAAAAAAGAAAAGAAAAGUAGCAGGAGUGGUGACCUCCUACGGGAAAACGUGGUCGGUAAGCCACAAAAUCUCUCUAAUCCUUUCUGAGGUGCAGCCAGUUGAGAUAAUUAGACUUGCUCGCACCAAACAAAUUGGCUGAGGACUGUAACAUUUAUAUUUAUGCACCCUAAGCACAUUCCUGCACAUUAUAAAAAUUCCCACUGUAAAGUUUGUUGAUGAAUCUUGAAACUGCCAGGAAAAAACCGCACCAAACACAUUUGUUUCCAUUUGCCUUAAGAGUGUAUUUUCUAUAAGUACUGAGUAUACCGCUUAAUCCUUACUACCUGUAAAACUGAGCUUUAAUCUUUAGCUGCUGUGUGUCUAUUUUACUGCAAAAUGAAAGACUUUGAAAUUGCAUUAAAAUUCUUAGUUUGUCGGUCUCAAUUUUAUCGUUUUUGAUGAUGGCUUUGAAGCUUUGCAAGAUUUAACAAGAAUGAAAAGUGCAUGAGAGUAAAAGUAACAAAAGGAGCAAAAUUUUGAAGCAUCUGAUUUUCAACUAAAAUAUUUUAGCCGCUCAAAGGGGCGAAAAGUUGAAUUCCAGUGGGAAUCAUUCAGGCAUUCAUUAUUUUAACAUAUUUUUACGAGUUGUCUGAAAUAGAUUUGCAAAAAUCUCCAAGCUCUAAAACUCAAAGAAAGACUUAAUCUUAGUGGCAGCAUUGAGACAAACUUUUGGCAACACAACAAAUAAAUACAACUUUUAAAAAAAAAACAUAAUUAAAUUUGAAAUUUUGCUGCUCGGGCAUAAGAGGAGAUGAGUUCCUGCAUGAUGAGUCACUUUUAAAGUUGGAAUAAAAUUGCAUUAAGCAGAGUUCAGACUGCAUGAUUUCACAGUUGUCCUGAGAUGGAGUUUUACAGUUGCAGUGGGUUCACACUGCAUGAUUGAUUUGCCAAAAAGUCACACACCACAGUGUGGUUUCACAUUUUUACAGGAUUCUAUACUGAAGGGAACCUGGUCAUGAAUUAUUAUGGAUCGUAACAUUUAAUUUGGAUUUAAAUGUAAUGCUUUGUUGGAUUUCUGCCACUUAUUGGAUUUCAGACUGCUGGAAGCAAAUUACAUUACUUUGAAUCAGGAUAUGUUUUAUUUUUUCACAUCUAACGUAAAACGUACUGACAGCGGCCUUAUAAUCUUAUGUGAUGGCGAUGGAUCGUUUCAUGUAAACCUAAACUGAAGAAGAAAAGUAGCCAAUAUUUUUCUGCAAAUUAGCCUAAGACUGGAAGCUCAUAUCUUCAUUUGAAAAUAGAGCUUGCACAGCUUGAGCUGACUUACACCUUCUGCAGUCGAGCAACAAUACCAUCUGCUUCUGGGCUCAGACUUGCUCCAUGAGCACAAGACAUCUCUAGAUGUGCAACAACACUGUGUACUUGCCAUUUCUGUCAGCAACUGUGUGAACCAACAUGAUGGCUUGUACCUCCCAUGCUGAGUUUCUUAUUUUCACAAAUAAUCAUGCCAAUUUGUUCUUAACAAGACAAUAAAAGCUCGUUUUGCAAAGGUCUAGGUGAAAACGAAGGGGUCUAUUUCUCUCCGUAUUCAUUUCAAGGACGAGCUGAUUGUCUCUGGCUGAGAGCUGCACCUCCACGCGAAACGUCACCCUGGAUGUUGGGCGCUUGUUGACAGAUUAUAACUGGGGGAUUCAUAAAAAGACAGUUUGGGCAUCAAGGGGAAUUACUAAACAGCAUUUGAUGCGCACCCAGCCAAAAUCUUCACACUCGUGACUUGAACAGCUACACACCAAGGACACCGGUGUCAUUUGUCAUUCUAAUCAGUAUCAAUUCAGACAGACGAAUACAUGCUUUUCCCAUGAAUGCUACCGCAUAUUAUAAUAUUGACUGAAUGGAGAAUCUCGACGUUUGGGGAAAUACAUUCAUUUGGUGCCUUGUCAAGACCUGGAUGGGAGAAUCAAUAAUCACAUUUUCCUGUCAGGCUGCUGAAUAUGAAGCUACAGCAAAUCCACAGACAAUCAGGAAAUUGUUAUAUUAGCCAGAUAUUAGCUUCUUUAAAAAAAGCUAUUUAUUUUUUUAAUUAUAUUGGGAAAAAAUAUAUAUAUUUAACUAGUGCUCUAUUCCAUCACUCUUUCAGCUGAUUACUUUUUUUAUGGGCAGAGAAAAUCUGUUUUUUUAUUCAAAACUAAACAAUCCACACACAAAAUGACAAGCCACUCUUGUAACAAUUUGCUGUCGUGCCUUCAACAUAAAUUCAUUUCUGCUUUCUCCUCCUACAGAUAUCCAAUGGAAAACAUUUGCUGCCCAGCUGGUAGACAACAAUGUUUAGCUCUGUUUUACAUCUGCUGGAUAUUAUUUUACUGUCUUUAAAAGUAUAAAAUGUCCUUUUCAUGCAUAUUUUGUACAUAAAAAGGAGUAAAUAAACACUUGAUUUGUGAAUUUU